This is a messenger RNA of Scomber japonicus (chub mackerel), 1497 nucleotides long. RefSeq names its product potassium voltage-gated channel subfamily A member 2. The transcript has a single exon. Lineage: Eukaryota; Metazoa; Chordata; Actinopteri; Scombriformes; Scombridae. Gene Ontology annotation, molecular function: delayed rectifier potassium channel activity; protein binding. Gene Ontology annotation, biological process: protein homooligomerization; potassium ion transmembrane transport. The record is from RefSeq and is a predicted model, not a curated record. Gene Ontology annotation, cellular component: axon terminus; membrane; dendrite. Bases 1 to 1497 code for a protein of 498 amino acids.
AUGACUGUUGCCACAGGCGACCCCUCUGACGAAGCGGCUGCACACCCGGGGAACCCGCAGGACUAUGACCCUGAGGCCGACCAUGAGUGUUGUGAGAGGGUGGUCAUCAACAUCUCAGGGCUGCGCUUUGAGACUCAACUCAAAACCCUCUCACAGUUCCCAGAAACUCUUCUGGGGGACCCCAAAAAGAGGAUGCGGUACUUUGACCCACUGAGGAACGAGUACUUUUUCGACAGGAACAGACCCAGCUUUGACGCCAUAUUGUAUUAUUACCAAUCAGGGGGCCGGCUAAGAAGGCCGGUCAAUGUCACCCUUGAUAUUUUCUCAGAGGAGAUUCGCUUCUAUGAGCUGGGCGAUGAGGCCAUCGAGAUAUUCAGAGAAGACGAGGGUUUUAUCAAGGAGGAGGAGCGUCCUCUUCCUGACAAUGAGUUUCAGAGACAGGUGUGGCUGUUGUUUGAGUACCCAGAGAGCUCAGGUCCUGCUAGGAUUAUUGCCAUAAUCUCUGUCAUGGUCAUCCUGAUAUCUAUAGUCAGUUUCUGCUUGGAGACCCUCCCCAUUUUCCGCAAUGAUGAGGAUGAUAUGCACAAGUCUCAUGCAGCAGUCUUUUCACCUGAGACCAACACCACAAUCAUCAGUUACACAUCCACCUACUUCACCGACCCCUUCUUUAUCCUGGAGACUCUUUGCAUUAUAUGGUUCUCCUUUGAGUUUCUAGUGCGAUUCUUUGCCUGCCCCAGCAAAGCAGGAUUUUUUGGUAAUAUAAUGAACAUUAUUGAUAUUGUUGCUAUCAUCCCUUACUUCAUCACUCUUGGCACAGAGCUAGCUGAAAGGCCAGAGGAAGGUCAAGCAGGUCAGCAAGCCAUGUCUUUAGCCAUUCUCAGGGUUAUCCGAUUAGUACGUGUCUUCAGAAUUUUCAAGCUGUCUCGUCACUCCAAGGGGCUUCAGAUCCUGGGCCAGACCCUGAAAGCCAGUAUGAGAGAGCUCGGCCUCCUCAUUUUUUUCCUGUUCAUAGGGGUCAUCCUUUUCUCCAGUGCCGUCUACUUUGCUGAAGCAGAUGAGCCAGAGUCACAGUUCGAGAGCAUCCCAGAUGCCUUUUGGUGGGCUGUGGUGUCCAUGACGACAGUAGGCUAUGGUGACAUGGUCCCAACUACGAUUGGUGGCAAGAUUGUGGGUUCCCUCUGUGCCAUUGCAGGUGUGCUGACCAUUGCCUUGCCCGUGCCUGUCAUUGUGUCCAACUUCAACUACUUCUAUCACCGUGAGACUGAAGGUGAAGAGCAAGCCCAAUACCUACAGGUGAAUGUGGCCAAAACCGAUUCAGCCGAGGAGCUAAAGAAGAGCCGGAGUGGCUCCACCAUCAGUAAAUCAGACUAUAUGGAGAUCCAGGAGGCUGUGAACAACAGCAACGAGGACUUUCAGGAGGAGAACCUUAAGACAGCCAACUGCACGCUGGCCAACACAAACUAUGUAAACAUCACCAAAAUGCUCACAGAUGUGUAG